UUGCAAAAUCAGCAUUAAAACUAAACCUUCUUCUAGAAUGGGGAAUAGCCAUUUGUGUAAUGGUGAUACUCGUUCUGCAGAAAAUGGGCAUCAUGCUCUAGAACGGUCCCAUGGUGAGGAUAGAGUGAACAAGGAGUUCCAUGUCAAUGCGUUUUCUCAGUCACAGACAAAGAACAGUGAAACAAGUUCUGUUGCAGAUAAGAUGAAGGUUAAUGAUCCAGCAGAUCAACAGGAAGAUUUGUGUUAUAGAAAGAACAUGAAGUAUCAGUCAGAUAUCAGCCACAAGGGUCAUGGAUGUCUUCAAGAAACAAUUGCUGAUUGCAAACUAAAUUUUCCAGAACCUAGCAAGGGUGAGAAGAACAAUGUUGAAAGGAGGGACCCUUCAGGACAUUGGUCAAGUGACAGUAGAAAGGAAGCCCGAUCAAAUAAAAAGCAUGAUGCUGAUGCAAAAUCUGUUGCUGCAUGCAGCACAAAGGGGAAGACUGCCCCUGAGAAAAACCUGAUCCAGGAUAUUGGUGGUCACACUAAAUUAAUGCCAGUGGAGACAAGAAGCGGAAUCUCAAAAUUCUCCUUGCAUUCUGAGGUCGAGAGCCAGCAAGAAAUAAAGGGCCAUCUAAAAACACCGGAAGCCGAACAGAGAGUUGUUUCUGACGGGCUUCCAAUUGAUUUGUCUAAGGCUAUAAAAUUGCCUGGAAAAGCUGGCAGCAGGAAUGGAUCUGACAACAGUUCGGGGAAGCACAUACCUGAUUUGUGCAAGGCUCACAGUCUGGUAAGAGUAAAUUCCUCCGACCAGACAGAAAAUAAUGCCCUGAAUGAUGCUGAGAAGCUUAAGAGUUCGGGUUUUGUUUUUGAAAGCAAUGAGAUUUACUUCAAAGCUGCUCUUAAGCUUCUUGGCCUUGCUGCCUGGCUAGAGACUAGCAAUGGUGAGAUAGGUAGACAUGGCAACACAAACCAAAUGCAAGUUUAUAGUACUGCCACUAAACUUUGCGAACACUGCCCAAGAAUUUGAAAAAAGUGGAGAAAUGGCUGCUGCUGCUUUGGCCUAUAAAUGCAUGGAGGUAGCAUACAUGAGGGUUGUUUACUGCAAACAUUCUACUAGCUUCCGUGACUGUAAUGAGUUGCAAGCAACUCUACAGAUGGUUC
Hibiscus syriacus is the source of this 1143-nucleotide messenger RNA. RefSeq lists its product as uncharacterized. The record is from RefSeq and is a predicted model, not a curated record. The transcript has 3 exons. Lineage: Eukaryota; Viridiplantae; Streptophyta; Magnoliopsida; Malvales; Malvaceae. The coding region runs from base 38 to 1009 and encodes 323 amino acids.